AUGCUCUGGGCGCUCUGGCCCAGGUGGCUGGCAAGCAAGGGGCUGCCCCUCCUGGGCGUGGUGCAGCUACAGAAGCGAGAGAAGAGGGGACCUCAGUGGAGGCAGUGGCGGCGGGAGACCCACCCCUACUAUGACCUCCAGGUGAAGGUGCUGAGAGCCAAAAAUAUCCAGGGCACAGACCUGCUGUCCAAAGCUGACUGCUAUGUGCAACUGUGGCUGCCCUCAGCAUCCCCCAGCGCCGCCCGGACCAGGGUGGUGGCCAACCGCAGGGACCCCGAGUGGAACGAGACCUUCCACUACCGGAUCCAUGGUGCCGUGAAGAAUGUCCUGGAGCUCACCCUCUAUGACAAGGACAUCCUGGAGAAUGACCAGCUCUCCCUGCUGCUGUUUGAUCUGAGGAGCCUCAAGCCAGGCCAACCACACAGACACACCUUCCCCCUCAGCCAGCAGGAUUCACACGAGCUGCAGGUGGAAUUUGUUUUGGAGAAGAGCCAGGUGCCUGCAUCUGAAGUCAUCACUAAUGGGGUACUGGUGGUUCAGCCAUGUUUGAGAAUCCAGGGCACCCUCGGGGGCGAGGGGACAGCCCCACAUCUAGAGCACAGCCCUAGGCAGAUUCAGCUGGCAGUGCCUGGAGCCUACGAGAAGCCCCAGCUCUUGCCCUUGCAGCCUCCCACGGAGACGGGCAUCCCAGCCACGUUCACCUUCCACGUGAACCCAGUACUCAGCUCCAGGCUGGAGGUGGACCCAGGAGAGAAGCUCAUGGUCCAGGGCGACUCGAGGGCCAAGGAGGAGGCCCAGACCAGCAAGCCUGGCAUCCUGCUCUCCUCUCUGGCCCUAGGCCAGGAGCAGCAGUGCGUCGUGGCCCUGGGGGAGGGCCAGGAGGUGGCCAUGAGGGUGAAGGCAGAGAUGAGCUCUGGGGACCUUGACCUGCGUCUCGGCUUCGACCUCUGUGAUGGGGAGAAGGAGUUUCUGGAGAAGAGGAAGUGGCUCGUGUCCAAGGCCUUUCAGCAGGCUUUGGGGUUGAGCCAGGCUCCCGACAGUAGCCAGGUGCCGGUGGUAGCCGUGCUGGGCUCCGGAGGUGGAACCCGAGCCAUGUCUUCUCUGUACGGCAGCCUGGCUGGGCUACAGGAGCUCGGCCUCUUGGACACUGUGACCUACCUGAGCGGCGUCUCUGGGUCCACCUGGUGCAUCUCCACACUCUACAAGGACCCAGCCUGGUCCCAGGUGGCCUUGCAGGGCCCUAUUGAGCGUGCCCAGGCUCGGGUGUGCAGCAGUAAGAUGGGAGCAAUGUCCACGGAGCGCCUGCAGUACUACGCCCAGGAACUGGGGAUCCGGGAAAGCAGCGGCCACAGCACUUCCCUCGUUGACCUCUGGGGCCUUCUCGUUGAAUAUUUCCUGUACCAGGAGGAAAAUCCUGCCAAGCUGUCCGACCAGAAGGAGGCAGUCAGCCAGGGCCAGAACCCUUACCCCAUCUACGCCAGCGUCAACGUCCGCAGCAACAUCAGUGGGGAGGACUUUGCAGAGUGGUGCGAGUUCACCCCCCAUGAGGUCGGCUUCCCCAAGUACGGCGCAUAUGUCCCCACCGAGCUCUUUGGCUCAGACUUCUUCAUGGGGCGACUGCUGCAGCUCCGGCCCGAGUCCCGGAUCUGCUACCUGCAGGGUAUGUGGGGCAGCGCCUUUGCAGCCAGCCUGGAUGAGAUCUUCCUGAAGACCGCUGGCCGGGGUCUCAGCUUCCUAGACUGGUGCAGAGACAGUGUGAAAAUCACAGAUGACUGCCAAGAGCUCCAGCUUCACGAUCCAGCGCGCCUGAGAACCAGGCUCUUCACCCCUCAGGGACCCUUCUAUCAGGUUGUACAGGACAUAUGCACCUCCCGGCUGACCUCAGCUGAGAACCCCAACUUCACCCAGGGCCUCCUCCUGCACGAGGACUAUGUGUCUGGCAGGGAAUUUGUGGCCUGGAAAGAUUUGCAUCCAGACGCCUUCCCCAACCAGCUCACUCCCAUGAGGGACUGUCUAAACCUGGUGGACGGAGGCUUUGCCAUCAACUCCCCAUUCCCGCUGAGCCUGCAGCCACAAAGAGCUGUGGACCUCAUUCUGUCCUUCGACUAUUCUCUGGAUGCCCCUUUUGAGGUCUUACAGAUGACAGAGAAGUACUGCCUGGACCGAGGCAUCUCCUUCCCUAGGAUUGAGGUGUCCCCGGAGGACAUGAAGGAACCCCAUGAGUGCUACCUGUUUGCCAAGGCUCAGGACCCAAGCUCACCCAUCAUACUGCACUUCCCCCUGGUCAACCGUACCUUCCGCACACACCUGGCCCCAGGUAUGGAGCGAAAAACGUCUGAGGAGAAGGCUGGUGGGGACUUUGUCAUCAAUGGGCCAGACACUCCCUAUGGCAUGAUGAACUUCACCUACGAGCCCCAAGAGUUUGAGCAGCUGGUGGCCCUGAGUCGAUACAACGUCCUGAACAAUGUGGAGACUGUGCGGAAGGCCCUCCAGCUGGCUCUCGACCGGCGACAGACUGGGGACAGGACUGGAGGCUGACCCAGGCUGGAGUUGGGGGACUGGGACAGAGGAGGGACCCUGGGCUCCAGACCAGGGCUGGGUAGGGGGAGGGGCAGUGGACCCUGCAGGUCUUCUGCUUCUCAUCUCUUUGGAACCUACACUGAGGUCCCCAGGCCCUGGGGAUGUUCCUCCAGGGUGCAGCCUGGGCUUUUUGGGGUUCCUUCUCCCCUGUGUUUCUAGAGGAGGUGGUGUGUCUCUGGGGGUGUGUGGACUUGGGGGUCCCUCCUCCCCUGUGUUUCUGGGAGGAGAUAGUGUGUCUCUUGGGGUGUGUGGACUUGGGUCCCCUUUCCCCUGUUUCUGGGAGGAGGUAGUGUGUCGGGGAAGGGGUAUGUGGCAGACGUGAGCAGUUCUCAUCUGACAUUAGACUGUGUGGAGGGACUCAGGCGACUGUCAUGGCCCAGGGCCCACGCCAAACACAGAAGGACUUCAGAGGGACCAGGUCUUCAGAUCCUCAACAGAAGGGGCACUGUGAGAGCUGAGUGCAGGUUACUGCCCUGAACUGAUAACAGAAGCAAAGAUGCAUCCAUCCAAUCCACACUUCCUGCAAACAGCCCCAGCCCUGACCAUCCCUCCACUCCCCACUGCAUCUGCAUGCUAAAGGCAUCCAGAAUAAAGGGGGACCACAUCA
Molecule: messenger RNA, 3187 nt
Organism: Odocoileus virginianus texanus
Lineage: Eukaryota; Metazoa; Chordata; Mammalia; Artiodactyla; Cervidae
Source: RefSeq, a predicted model, not a curated record